Messenger RNA from Strongyloides ratti, 354 nucleotides. Its product is annotated as 14 kDa phosphohistidine phosphatase. The record is from RefSeq and is a predicted model, not a curated record. Gene Ontology annotation, molecular function: protein histidine phosphatase activity. NCBI's taxonomy places the organism in Eukaryota, Metazoa, Nematoda, Chromadorea, Rhabditida, Strongyloididae. The transcript has a single exon. Bases 1 to 354 code for a protein of 117 amino acids. Gene Ontology annotation, cellular component: cytosol. Gene Ontology annotation, biological process: peptidyl-histidine dephosphorylation.
AUGGCUUCACUAUCUACUAUUAAAGAUGUGGAUAUUGAUCCUUCUGGUGUUUUUAAAUAUAUUCUUAUUGAAGCAACAGAUAAAGCCACAAGAGAAUCAAAGAUGAUUGUUCGUGGAUAUGGUAAAUGUCCUUAUCAUGCAGAUAUCUUGGAUAGUGUAAAAGAAAAAGAAACAAAAGAUUCUAAAUUUAAAUGUGUAGGAGGUGGUAGAAUAAAUCAUGACAAUGACAAUAAAAAAAUUCUUGUUUAUGGAUAUUCUGUUGGAUACGGGAAAGCUGAUCACCAAAUAACUGUAGAUAUUUUAAAGAAAGAUUAUCCAGAAUAUAAAAUUGAAUUUUCUGAUGAAGGUUAUUAA